This is a messenger RNA of Pecten maximus, 4706 nucleotides long. RefSeq lists its product as uncharacterized. The coding region runs from base 600 to 3482 and encodes 960 amino acids. Gene Ontology annotation, cellular component: extracellular region; membrane. The transcript has 5 exons. Gene Ontology annotation, molecular function: lipid binding. The record is from RefSeq and is a predicted model, not a curated record. Gene Ontology annotation, biological process: lipoprotein metabolic process; lipid transport. NCBI's taxonomy places the organism in Eukaryota, Metazoa, Mollusca, Bivalvia, Pectinida, Pectinidae.
UUCACAGCUCAUUGAUACCAGUUCUGUUUGGCUGCACACCCUUACCGUACGACGAAGGAUAACAUAUGUUUGGGAAUGUGAAGUGAGAAUCUGUAAUAUAUAGAAAAUGGAUUUGGGUUCAGCGUUGUUCCAGAAAUUGGAAGAGAAAGGACUCGAGGCAAAAGACGUUGAUGAUGGAGAGGAUGACUUUUACAGAAUUAUGUCUAUUACGCUGUAUGAGAAUGCAAAACACCAUUCGAAAUGUAGGGAAAGAAUAUGUGAUUUUCAAAAGGAACCAGAGAACAUCCAUUACUUCCAACUGUUUCUAAAUCGAUCACCCAACAUUGACCCAGACACGAAAUCCACGCAACAAGCGUUUUUAGAUGAUGUGGAGAAAAGCAAAUCUGGAACUACACCUCCUACUGCACGUGAUAUAUAUGCUGCAUGUGAACUUAUCGGACGCCCUAUUGAGGCAUUGGUAUGUGACGUCGGCGGGGACGGAUUGGUCACACCGAGGCUGCAGUGGAGGUUGUUUGUCCCUAUCAUUGGUAGAGUGACGUCACAGACAAAACAGAAUUUCAGAAUAUUAAUUGUGUUGACAAGGGACAAGACCAUUUUUCAUGGAUUCAAAAAACUACCAGAAGAACCUGAAUCUUCACCGACAAACUGCUCGGACAAAUCAAAACACGGAAUGUGUAUACAGCCGAAGUUCAAAUGCAAUUAUUAAUCAAAGUUCGGAAGAAACCACAAAUCCAGGUCCAGACAUACCGAGGCGUUGCUACGGCAAUAAGUUUGCGAACAAGUUGUUUAUGUCCCCUACUCUUGUGGACGAAGGAAUAUUUUCGGAUGCUAAUGAGUGGAAGCCUAACGCAGAUAAUGACACAUUUUACCAUUGUCUAAGUCGGGAAAUGUAUGGUGUAUGUGACCAUUGGAAACGAGUGAAAAAUCUUAUCUGUGCAUUGCAGGAAGAGGAGGAUAGCAUCAGUGUCUUUGCAACUAUUGUGACAGACAAAGAGUCGGAGAAAGAGGACGUCCUGAAGGAGCAUAUUUCGAAAAUGAAAUGUGAAGGAAGCAAACCAACAAAAACAGAGAUAUACGCUGCUGCAAGCCUUCUAAAUGUUCAUGUAUAUGUUCAAAGAUUCAUAAAUGGUGCCAAUACCUGGGAAAUCUAUCCACCAAUCAGAAAUAUGCUCCAGAACGUGCAGCCAAUGGAUUCCUUUGUUGCAUUGAAGUGUGCUAAUCUUACCGAUAUGUACUCCAUCGACCUGACAUUUGAUCGGGGUGGUCACAAUCUGAAAGAGGCAGCACCAAAGGUUCCUGGAAACCUGUCGACCAUUAUGGAACAGAUAGCCAGCAUUGGAGGUGAUAUUUUAGCCAGGAAGACACCUUGUUGCGAGGAACAUCAGCACUUGUCGCAUCAUGAUAACACAGGAUGGGAAAGGCCAGCUAAGGCGAGGAGGAAUCCAUUCACUGACCCGCCCUCUAACAUUCGAAAUAUCCUAAAACGUCUUCGUUCAGAAGGACGGGAAUUGGAGAAGAUUGAAGCCUACGAUUCCACGUUGUUUCGAUGCAUUAGCAAAGAGGUCUUUGGAACGGAGGAAGAAUAUGAAUGUAUCCGAUCGAAAAUUUCAGCUGGUACAGUUGAGCAGGAGGACGGGAUGCCCUCACUAAUGAGUAUGAACGAACAUGAACAGGGGCGCAUUAUUCAGGCACUUGCGGAUUGGUUACGCGUUUCUAUUUACAUCUUCACGCAGACAGAUGGGAGCGACGGGGUUCAGUACCAGUGGCGCCCCUAUCAUCCUGUUAGAUCUCAAAACGAGGCCGAUUCUAUCCACUCUCUUGGGUGUCGUUAUUACAUCACAUUGUUCUAUGAUGUGCGAAGCCGAAAGUUCGACAGGGUAGUCCCCAUUAAAGGAUGUAAUUGCCAGGUCCUGUCACCAAUCCCUCUCUUCGUGGAGACGUAUGGAGAUGUUCAACAUACCGGUAUCAUCAAUGUUGCGAGAGAUAAUCGUCAUGCGACCUUAAAACGACGACUACCGCUACAGUAUCAAGAGGAGGAGUUUAUUUCUGAGGUACGGAGGCCAUUGGUCGCACGCCAGUUCUCCGAAAGUUACAGCGUGCUGCACGAACGCCAGGGCAUGUCCAGUCGCUUUAUUGACCCCGUGUAUCAGGACUCGCAUUCUUUCUACAGGUGCCUCAGCAAGGAGUUGUUUGGGACACAGGAACAAUUCGGACUUAUCCGUAAAUGUCUUUUAGAUGUCAUAGAAGAAACGCGUUCCGAACUUGAAUAUGACUUGAAAGAUUUGACUUUGUUGUUAGGAGGAUCUGCUUUGACAGUGGAUGAACUAAAACAAAGAAUCUUGGACAUGAAGAACGCAGGUAAAGAAGAAGUUUACCUUGCCAGUGUUGCAUUCGCAACUUCCGUCUAUGUUUUGGGACGAGAUAAUUUCCAGGACAUAAACAAUUUUACCUGGAAACACAUCACCUGGAAGGUCAUGAAGAAAACCUCUGCUAAGUUCAACUGUGACAGCCGUAGCGAAGCGACAUGCCCGUCUGGCGGCAGAUAUUACAUUUCCUUGUUCCAGAAUUCGGCUGGACAUUAUGAUCGAGUAGUUCCUAAGUACCAGUAUUGUAAUUGUACACUGGCGCUGCCCGAGACCACAGAAACGGAAGCUCCGGAUCUCGGCCAAAUCAGACUUGAUAUCGCAAGCAGAAGCUUUGCUGCAAGAGGUUUGCUGGCCAUACGAAAGGUUGAUAUGUGUCUAACUAAGCUAAGGAUAUCGCUAAACACCUGGCUGCAGGUGAGUGAAGAGACAGAACAGUUAUGUCAUCAGAUUGUUGCCGAGCUGGAAAACCGACGAUUUGGGGUUAACAUUGUCACCAUAGUGGGUGGUUCCACGGGUCUAGUGGGAGCUGGGCUGGCACUCGCAGGAGUGAUCGCAGCGCCAUUCACAGGUGGAUUGUCACUUGGACUUACAAUAGCAGGAGCUGCAGUUGGAGGAGUAGGUGGGGCUACAAUGGCCGGGUCAAAGAUCACAGAGGUCGUUCUCGGCAGUAAGGCUACUGACAUUCUCAAAGUCAAGCAGACUUUACUUAAAACCAAAUCUGAUGAAUUUAAAUCAGCAAUAACGGAGUUUACAGAUAGCGUGAAGACAAUGGAGAUCGACGUAAAAGAACUGCUGCGCGACGAUAACCUUCAAGCUGUAGAUUCCGCCAUCUUUUCAACAAUCAGUACGCUUGUCCGAGCCCUUCAUCACCUUUACGUCAUCCCAAUGACCGUUCUGAGGGUCUCGUUCCAAGGCGUCGCUCUUAUCUCCGCCAUUCUCAUCCCCCUCGCUGUCCUCGUAGACGUGGGAUCUAUCGCACACGCGGGGUGGAACCUUUCCAAGAACUCCAGGACUUCUGUAUCAGAGGAUUUAAGGCGUAUAGCGGUCCUCCUCAGAUCCUGCAGGUUACAACUGGACACGUGGGCAUAUGGAAACGAGGAGUGGGGAGGCCGCUGAUUGGGAGUGUUUAUGGGGUAAGAAUGCGGCGGGAAACAUUCCAAGAGUGAAGAGAUGGCUGUGAAGGGAAACCAUAUGAGAAGUGGACAGACAUCUAAUACAUACAUAUGAGAAGAAGGACAACGUCUCUAAAACGCAACAUAAUCUUCAAGUUCUUGAAAAGUACAUGCUGUGAAAGAAUGUGUCAUGUUAUACAUUUGUCAGAAUGUAGGCCUUAGAUACUAUUGUAUAAUACAUUAUGGAGAUGAUUCUAUUUUGAUACUAUUAUUAAAUAUAAAUCCGGGAGAGGGGAAAGUAAACAUCCAUAUUCAUUUAUUAAAAUUCAUUGAAAUUAGAAAAAAAAUCGGGCAAAUUCGGGAAAUUACGGGAUAUUUUUUAAGACGCACUUUAAUGAAUACGUGUUCUCGAACUUACAAUUUAAGGCAACAAAUUGUCAUGAAGACUUUUUGCAGUGGUAGCAACCUGGAAUAUUUCUGGCAAGAUGAUUUGGUGCCGUAGAUCGAAGCCCUGUUGUACUACUAUGUUAUAUAAUCAAAUUAUAUAUCUAAUUUUCAAACAAAUGUAUCAUUUUCACUACACGUUGUCGAUCUGAAAGAUAAAGAUAUGAAUUCCACUUCCUAAUUGCACUGUGUCUGUAUAUGGCUAAGUACCUGAGGUCAUAUUCAGAUAAUUAACCAAUGUGAUUACUAUAAAAAAGUAUAUUUUUGUCUACUUUGCUCCCUGCACACGUAUAAUACUACUCAAUAUUUUAACGCUUUGGUAACAGUUCUAUGGUUAUUUUCAUAAUAUACGGAGUACCAGUGUAAUUUAUUCGACCUACUUAUCUGUACCUGCGAUUUUGCUUUGACUUUAUUUGUAAAUUGUCAAAACUUGUCAAAGAGGCUGUCGAAAUGACUUGAAUGUUCAGGCCAACUUAGUAAUUGGGAUAUAUAUCAACAUGAUAUAUGUUAACCAUGUGCCUGUUUUUGAAUUGAUAUAUUUAACUUUGCUCAGAUUAAAUAUCGAAACGGGAAGAUGUACACCUGAUUAAAUGUUUGAUCAUCGAUGGAGAUAGCUUGGUCAAAUGUAAUACCUGAAUGCCUAAAAAGGAAAAGUUUGUACAACAUACAGUUCAACUCGAUAUGUUGAAAGUUUGUGUACAUUGUGUUGUUAUGUUGUGUGUUUGUGUACAUUGUGUUAUUAUGUUGUAAGUUUGUGUACAUUGUGCUAUUAUGUUGUAAGUUG